Notothenia coriiceps (black rockcod) is the source of this 4605-nucleotide messenger RNA. Its product is annotated as titin-like. The record is from RefSeq and is a predicted model, not a curated record. Lineage: Eukaryota; Metazoa; Chordata; Actinopteri; Perciformes; Nototheniidae. Bases 80 to 4162 code for a protein of 1360 amino acids. The transcript is spliced from 2 exons.
CAUUAGCCCAAAGGAAGUUCCAGUUUGUUCAGAUGAUUUUAGAUCUGAUAGAGUGGUUGUUUCCGUCUUGCAUCAAAUAAUGGACACAAUUGUAAAGAAAGGGCAGACGGUUCUUGAAAUGCACAAAGGAUUAGAUGCAACUGACAGCAACCCAGAUCUAGAUGUAGAAGAACUGGAAGCAGUUGACAAACUUACAGCUAGCGCCCAAACAGAGAGCAUAUCUGAAGUCAAUGGCUCUGUUUCCACAGAGAUCGUAUCUGAAGUUCAUACAGAGGAGUUUGACACUGCUGAAAUGGCUUUGGAUGAUGGACAUGAGGUUGAUGUUACACAUCCGGAACAAAGCCUUAAAGAACUAGAAAGUGUUGAUGAGAUCUAUCAGCUGGGGGAAUGCCUAUCAGCUGCUUCUACAGAUAUAUUCCCUCCAGGUGAAGACAUUGUCCUGGAGGAAGGAUCUCUAGUUGAGGCACAUCUAGCUGAAACAGAGCCCCCAAAGAAUGACCCUCAAGUAGCAGCUGGAACAGAAGCUGAGGAAACCAGGGAUGAGGCUAUGGAGCAGGAAGUCCAAUCUCUGACAGAAAAGGAAGAUCUUAUUCACAAUGUCACUGAUCAAAUUCAGGUUGAGGAUAAAGAUGAACCACCAGUAGAGGCCAAGGAGAAGCAGGAGUUGGAUCCAGAGGAGGGUAGGAGUGUUCAAUCCCCUGAAAAGGACAUUAUAUCAGAAGACAUACCAGCAGCGGAAACACAUGAACACAAAGAGGAAACAUUGCCCCUUACUGAGGUCAACGUUGAGCCAGAGAAGGAAGAUGAACUACAAACAGAUCUUCAAGAACAGGAAGCUUCAGAAGCUCUGCAAACCUCCACAUUGGUUUCAGAGGAGGGCAGUGAUCAAUCAGCAACCGAGGAAGUACAAUCAGAGGACUUUCCUGAAGCAGAACCUGUCACAGAUCAACUCAAACAGACAGAAGAGUGUCUCGCUGAAGCCAGUGUUGAGCCAGAAGAAUCAAAAAAGGAUUUAUUACCUCUAACCGAAGACAAUCUUGAGCAAGUUGGGGCUUCCAGAACAGUUGAAGAAGUAUUAGAAGCUGAAAAAGCAUCUGCAUCAACUUCAGAGGUAGGUAGUCUUCUUUCUCUUGAAAAUGAAGAAAUCCCAGGGGAUAUUUCAGCAGUGGAAGCAGUUACAGAUGAACCCAAAGCAGAAACAAUGCCUUGCACUGGAGACAAUCUUGAGCCAGUGGAUGCUCCCAAAACCAAUGAUGAAACACCAGAAGUAUUAGAGGUUGCCCAAGUACCAACAUUUGGACCUCCAGAGGUCAGAGUUCAAUUGCUUGAGAACGACAUCAUAUCAGAGGAUGUUCCCGAACCACAGAAAGUUAUAGAUGAAGCCAAAGAGGAGACACUACCUUGCACUGAUGCCAAUCUUGAGCCAGGGGAUUCUCCUAAAACCGAUAAUGAAAUACCAGAAGUAUCAGAGGCUCGUACUGAAGCAAACAUUCAGCCAGUAGAUGAAGAUGUUCAAGAAUCAGUAGUAUUACCAGCUGCUCAAGUACCCACAUUAGAUUCAGAGGCAGGCAGUCUUCAACCAUUUGAAAAAGAGGUAAUAUCCGAGGAUGUUUCAGGUGAAACUAAAGAGGAAACAAUACCUUGCUCUGAAGCCAAUGCUCAGCCAGUUGAUGUUCCCAAAACAAGUGAAGAACCAGAAGUAUUACCAGCCAUAUUAGGUUCGGAAGACGUAAUAGAAACAAUUCCUCUAAAUAAAGACAACACUGAGUCAAUGGAAACACCAGAAACUGAACAUGACCAAGACGAAGAAAUAAUACAAGCUGUUCAAGCAUCGAGAUCAGAUUCAGAGGUGGGUAGCCCUAUACCACUUGAAGAGGAAGUAGUGUCAGAGGAUACUCAGGAAGCAGAAACCGUUACAGAGGAACCUAGAGAUGAGACAAUAACUCCCCUUACUGUCACCUCUGAGCCAGUGGAGGCUUCCAAAACGGGACAUAUUCAAGAACCAGAAGAAGUGCAAGCUGUAAAAGAAGCAACAUCAGAUUCAGAGGUGGGUAGCUUUCCAUCAAUUGAAAAAGAGGUAGUAUCUGAGGAUGUUCGUGAACAAAAAACAAUAUCAGAUGAACCCAAAGAGGAAACAAAGCCUUGCACUGAAGCCGACAGUGAGGAUACUUCCAAAACAGUGGGACAACAAGAAAUAUUAGAAGCUGUGGAAACACCUGCAUCAGAUUCAGAGGUCGGUAGCCCUCAAUCGUUUGUAAAGGAGGUUAUCUCAGAAGAUAUUCCAGUAGUGGAAACAGAUAAAGAUGAACCCAAACAGGAUGAUGAAGUUGAGCCGGAAGAAAGACUACCAGAGGAAGCUGCCAUAACUGAACAUGUCCAAGAAGCAGAAGUACUACCAUCUGAUUCAGAAGCUAUAGUGACUGAAAUAACAGCUGAUGAAGGAACAUCAAUGGAUGUGAAGGAGGUCCUAGAAGAUAUUGAGGGAGGUAAUGCUCAGCAGGAGAUAUUAAUAGAAGGCGUUCCAAAAGCAGACGUUGAGCAUGUCAUGGCUUCAGUUACACAUGGGAUUGAAAAUGAAGUUGUGGCCCAACUGGAUACUUCUUUAGAGAUGGCAGAGGAUCAGAACACAGGAAGUAUCCCACAGGAUGUUGUGGUUGAGCAGGAAAACUGCGUACCUGAAGUUGUAGACGAGAUACAAACAUUGACAGCAGUUUCUGUAUUCAAGGAUGAGUUAGAGACUUCCACACCGUUACUGAAAGAUGAAGCAGAUGAAAAAGUAGAGGGAGGCAGCGUGGUGAUAAUGAUGCAUGUGCCAUCUGUCGAGUCUGAGGACAACCAAAGAAUUCAGGUGCAGGUGGUGGACGUUGAUGUAAAAUCAGCCGAGAGAAUUCAGGACUCAGUGCUAGAGGUAGUGGUCACAGAAGACAAGGAAGUCAUCGCUUUUUGUCAUGAAACAGUCACAAAGGUCUUCUCAGCAACUCCAGAGAUUGAAGAGGAACUAAUUAACAAGGAACUCAAGGUGGUCAUUGAAGAAGUCGUCCCACACGUAAAGGAAAACUUACCAGAACCUGAAUCAGUGGUGGAACAAGAAGGCGUAGAUCCGCCAGAAGCUGUCAAAGAAGUGGUUCGAGGUGAAGCUGAGGCCCCAAAAGCAAUGGAGGAUAAUAGUGAAACAUUUAGAGAAAGACAAGAAGAAGCCUCUACUGUUGUCCGUGAUGUCUCUGCACCUGAACAAGUGUCCAAGGAUCUUGGUCCAAAUCAACCGGAGAGUCCAGAUUCCGCCAUCAUCGAAGAGAAACAGGAUUUGGAGGAAACUAAAGUUGAGCAGGAAAGAUGCAAAGCAGGGGUUGUUGUAGAAGAGGUCAAAUUGGAUCAAAGGAUUCACGAGGAAGCUCAAACGAUCCAGAGUCCGAUUGGAACGCACGGUAACGCUGGAAUAGCUACCCCACACAACACUGGGAUCAUCUCCUCAACAAGUACCGUCAUCGAAUCUCCUCCAAGUGUUUCUAUUGAACUCAAACUCAACACACAGUGCAGACGAGCGACUUCACAAGCUCCAGACGUGUCGGGGGUGGGAGUUCAGGCGGGGGAGGAGCCUGUGAACCAAACACAAAGAGAUGAGAGCGAGAUACAGGUGAAAGAGAGAGCUGUUCAGGAAACAGAGAUCACAGAGCCAGCCUCAGAUUCAACAGAAAGAGCCAUCGUCAUGACUCCUCCUGUCCUCCUGGAUAUUCACAUCCAAGCGCUGGAAGAAACCAAACCAGCGGAGAGAGGGACCUCUAGUGUCCCGGAGGCAGAAACCAAACAACCUGUGAAGCAAACCGAGAGAAGAGGAGUGUCCCGAAGCCAGCCGGUUACCUCUGGAGCUUCUGCCCAACAAGUGGAGGAGCCAGUCGAAGCAAAGGAGGAGGACCAUGAGCAGGAUGUGUGGAUGGAUGCGGAGGAAGACAUUCGGGAGGAAACCGAGGCGCCCCGUAAAGAGGAGGAGGAGUUUCUGGAGCGAUGCAAAGGAGACGAGAAAGAGGAGAAGGCAGGACUUGAGUUAGAAACGGCUCCGAAUGGAAAGACGGAGGAGGAAGAACGUCAUCUGGAGAGUGAUGAAGAUUUCGCUGUUGCACUCGAGAGUCCUGACCCCGAAACUGUGAGCGUCAGCACGAUGUAGUGGGACUGGUUUCCCCCAAAGUCAGCGUCAGUAACCAGGUUGGACAAUCAAAGAGGACGGCGUUUUCAAAAAGCCUUUGAAGAGUUUCACCGGCAGAAAAACAUUUUGAUGCUUUUAUUGACAUCCAAAAAUCUAAGUUUGUAUGUAAGAGUAUUUGAUCAAUAUGAAUAUCAUAUAUAAGUGUGUGGUUAAACAGAGGAGAGUGCUGCAGGGUGCUCGGCUCAGGGUGCUCGGCUCAGGGUGCUCGGCUCAGGGUGCAUGCAGAGUGAGUUUUAUUACUAAUCCUGUCUUUCUAAUGAUAUAAAUCAUGUUUUUGCAGAUUUAUCAGAUGUCUCACUUUAGCGCUUUAAAUUCAUUAAAGGUGGGGGCGUAGGUACGUUUGAGAAACCGGCUCGAGAUACACUCCAUUCCAUUGAAUGCUCUAUAACAUCCCGAUAGCAAUG